Molecule: messenger RNA, 408 nt
Organism: Closterium sp. Naga37s-1
Lineage: Eukaryota; Viridiplantae; Streptophyta; Zygnematophyceae; Desmidiales; Closteriaceae
Source: the annotation of a GenBank genome assembly
AUGCCACGUCGGUACCAUGACCUGGCGACAGGUGCCGACUCGGGAGCAGUAGACGCGGCCGUUGCGAGCCCCACGGGCGGCGUCAUCACGGCAGGGAGCGUGGCUAGUGCUGCUGCUGACGCGGAGUCCAGCGUGGGGGACGAGCAGCGCCACUGGCACCGCAAGCUCAUGGGCUCCGUUUCACGCGGCAGGGCACUGCAGAUUAUUGCAGCGGAUUUCAUUAAUCUUGUUGGUGGUGGAAAGAAGGCGUCUGACGCACUGACUGCGCCAAGCCCAAGGGUUUCUUCCGCCGCCGGCAGCCCAGCCAGGAGGAGAUCCGCGCAUGCAAUGCGAAGCGCUUUGAUCAGCUCCUGCAGUGCGGGGGCGGUGCAUCGUGAGCCAAUGGCUGCUAAGAGGAGCACCCAGUAA